Exophiala xenobiotica is the source of this 894-nucleotide messenger RNA. RefSeq lists its product as uncharacterized. The transcript has a single exon. NCBI's taxonomy places the organism in Eukaryota, Fungi, Ascomycota, Eurotiomycetes, Chaetothyriales, Herpotrichiellaceae. Gene Ontology annotation, molecular function: catalytic activity. The record is from RefSeq and is a predicted model, not a curated record. Bases 1 to 894 code for a protein of 297 amino acids.
AUGACUCAACCAAGCUAUUCGAGCAAGACCUUGAGCAAAGGGAUCCACGCCUUGGUAGGAGGCUCAGGCACCCCAAUCGUCUGUAUUCCCGGCUGGCCACAAACGGCAGAAGCUUUCGCGGACGUCUUCCCACUCCUGGCCAGCGAGCAUCGCGUAUUCGUGCUUGACGCUCCCGGUCUCGGCAACUCCGCACCAAGCACUGAAGGAUACACCACGAAGGCCAUCAGCACGACCCUCGCCGCCGCCGUGGAGGCAGAGCUUGGAGAAGGCACGCGCUAUCACCUCGUCGGCCACGACGUCGGAGCUUGGGUCGCCUACCCCUGGGCCUGUCAAUUUCCGUCUUCUCUUCUGAGCGUCACGUUCAUCGACGCCGGCAUCCCCGGCCGGACGAUCACGAUCCCCUCGCCCCUUCUCCCCGACGAGGCGAAUCUCAAACUCUGGCAAUUCUCAUUCAACCGACUGCCCGAGCUGCCAGAGAUCCUGACCCAAGGCAAAGAGCGCGAACUCCUGGACUGGUUCUUCGAUCUCAAAUGCGUCCACCCGGAACGCAUCACGCGCACGAAGCGAGCCCGCUACGUCGAAUCUUACAGCAGACCGGGCGCCAUGACGCAUGGGUUCAAUUAUUAUCGCGCUUUCCCAGAGAGCGCGCGCCAGUACGAUGAAGAAUUCAGCAACUCGAAAAUCGCGGCCCCGGUACUCGCUGUGGGCGGCCAGAAAGCCAUGGGUGAGGCGAUGAGGGGUGUUCUCGGAUUGUCCACUGCGAGCGAGCAGUCUAAGCUGGUCAUCGUGGACGACUGUGGGCAUUUCGUACCGGAGGAGCAACCAGAGGUCACCGCUAGGGAGAUUCUGACAUUCGCUCGCUAUGCUGAAAGGGCGUCUGGACAUGUAAUGUAA